GGAAUGAAUGCACCAAUGAGGAGCCUCACAGGUAUGCCUGAUCGCAUGUUAUGUGCAGUGCUGGAGCAAUUUCAGCUUUACUUUUCCCUUUGAUCCACUCUCUGUAUAGCACAGCAAGCCCCAGCAUGCUGAAGAGGAAACAGAGCUCUCGGGUCGAGGCCCAGCCCAUGACCGACUUCGGGCCAGAUGAGACACUGGCAGACAGCGCCGACAUCUUCUGGAUCAACAAACCAUGGGUGCACUCUCUGCUGCGAGCCUGUGCCAUCAUAAGUGUCAUCUCAGUGUGUAUGAAUACUCCGAAGACCUUUGAGCACUACCCUCCCCUUCAGUAUGUCACCUUUACCCUGGACACCCUGCUCAUGUUCCUAUACACGGCUGAGAUGAUCGCCAAGAUGCACAUCAGAGGAAUCAUCAAGGGGGAUAACUCGUAUGUGAAGGACCGCUGGUGCAUGUUUGAUGGUUUCAUGGUGUUUUUCAUCUGGGUCUCAUUGGUGCUCCAGGUAUUUGAAAUAGCCAAGCUUGUAGAUCAGAUGUCUCCAUGGGGCAUGUUGAGAAUACCACGAGCACUUAUAAUGAUCAGGGCCUUCAGGAUCUACUUCCGCUUCGAGCUUCCUCGUUCUCGCAUCACCAACAUUCUCAAGCGUUCUGGUGAACAGAUCUGGAGUGUGUCUAUCUUUUUGCUGUUCUUUCUCUUGCUUUAUGGAAUCUUGGGUGUUCAGAUGUUUGGGACAUUCAACCAUCACUGUGUGACCAAUGAUACAGAGCCAAAUAACGUGUCUUGGAACAGCCUGGCCAUUCCAGACACUCACUGCUCUCCACAUGGGGAGGGCUACCAGUGUCCCUAUGGUUUUAAAUGUGCCGACCUUGAGGAAUACGGCCUCAGCAGACAAGAACUUGGUUAUAGUGGUUUCAAUGAGCUAGGUACAAGUAUUUUCACAGUGUAUGAGGCAGCAUCACAAGAAGGAUGGGUCUUCCUUAUGUACAGAGCCAUUGACAGUUUCCCUCGUUGGCGCUCCUACUUCUACUUCAUUACCCUCAUUUUCUUCUUGGCAUGGCUUGUCAAGAACGUCUUCAUUGCAGUUAUCAUCGAGACAUUUGCAGAGAUCAGAGUGCAGUUUCAGCAGAUGUGGGGGUCAAGAAGCAGUACAACCUCCACUGCCACCACACAGAUGUUUCAUGAAGAUGCUGCUGGGGGGUGGCAGCUCGUCGCCGUGGACGUCAACAAACCACAUGGUCGAGCGCCUGCGUGCCUCCAGCAACUGAUGCGGUCCUCAGUGUUUCACAUGUUCAUCUUGAGUAUGGUGGCUGUGGACGUCAUUGUUGCCGCUAGCAACUAUUAUAAAGGAGAGAACUACCGCCGACACUAUGAUGAGUUUUACCUUGCAGAGGUUGCCUUCACAGUGUUAUUUGACCUGGAAGCUCUAUUGAAGAUCUGGUGUCUGGGCUUCACUGGAUACAUCAGUUCCUCUCUGCACAAGUUUGAAUCACUGCUGGUGGUGGGCACGACUCUGCACAUCUACCCUGACCUUUACCAUUCUCAGUUCACAUACUUCCAGGUGCUGCGGGUAGUGCGUUUAAUAAAGAUCUCUCCAGCUUUAGAAGACUUUGUGUACAAGAUCUUUGGGCCUGGUAAAAAACUAGGCAGCCUGGUGGUGUUCACAGCCAGCCUCCUCAUUGUUAUGUCAGCCAUCAGUUUGCAAAUGUUCUGCUUUGUAGAGGACCUGGACCGCUUCACCACAUUUCCCAGGGCGUUCAUGUCCAUGUUCCAGAUCCUCACCCAGGAGGGCUGGAUCGAUGUCAUGGACCAGACUCUGGUGGCUGUAGGUCGAGUGUGGGCUCCAGUAGUGGCCAUUUACUUCAUCCUCUACCAUCUGUUUGCCACCCUGAUUCUUCUGAGCUUGUUUGUGGCUGUCAUUUUGGACAAUUUGGAGUUGGAUGAAGACUUGAAAAAGCUCAAACAGCUCAAGCAAAGCGAAGCCAAUGCUGACACUAAGGAAAAGCUGCCUCUUCGAUUGAGAAUCUUUGAGAAGUUCCCCAACAGGCCACAGAUGGUGAAAAUCUCCAAGCUCCCGUCGGAUUUCACAGUGCCCAGGAUCAGGGAGAGUUUUAUGAAGCAGUUCAUUGAUCGGCAGCAGCAGGAUACCAGCUGUUUAUUCCGGCGUCUCCCCUCAGCUUCGUCUUCCUCCUGUGACCACUCUAAGCGCUCUGCCAUUGAGGACAACAAGUAUAUUGACCAAAAGCUUCGCAGGUCUAUUUUUAGUAUCAGAGCACGGAACCUCCUUGAAAAAGAAACUACUAUCAAUAAAAUUUUACGAGCAUGUACCAGACAACGGAUGCUAAGUGGAUCUUUUGAAGGCCAGCCAGCCAAAGAACGCUCCAUUCUCAGUGUCCAACAUCAUAUUCGCCAAGAGCGGAGGUCUCUCCGACAUGGCUCUACCAGUCAGAGGAUCAGCAGAGGAAAAUCUCUGGAAACACUCACUCAAGAUCAUUCUAGCACUGUUCGCUACCGCAAUGCUCAAAGGGAGGACAGCGAGAUCAAGAUGAUUCAAGAAAAGAAAGAACAAGCAGAGAUGAAAAGAAAAGUGCAGGAGGAAGAGUUGAGGGAAAAUCAUCCAUACUUUGACAAGCCCUUGUUUAUUGUUGGUCGGGAGCACCGCUUUAGAAACUUCUGCAGGGUGAUAGUUCGGGCACGUUUUAAUGCAUCCAAAACUGAUCCAAUAACUGGAGCUGUAAAGAACACCAAAUAUCACCAACUCUAUGAUCUCCUGGGCCUGGUUACCUAUCUGGAUUGGGUAAUGAUUGUGGUGACCAUCUGUUCCUGCAUUUCAAUGAUGUUUGAAUCACCUUUCACCAGGGUCAUGCAGGUCCCCACUCUGCAGAUCGCGGAGUAUGUGUUUGUCAUAUUCAUGAGCAUCGAACUGAAUUUGAAAAUCAUGGCUGAUGGACUGUUCUUUACCCCCACUGCUGUCAUCCGAGAUUUUGGAGGGGUCAUGGACAUUUUUAUAUAUCUUGUGAGCCUGAUCUUUUUAUGCUGGAUGCCUACGGACGUCCCCCCUGAAUCUGGAGCUCAGCUGCUGAUGAUGCUUCGCUGUCUGCGUCCUCUCCGCAUCUUUAAGCUGGUGCCACAGAUGAGGAAAGUGGUGCGGGAGGUCCUCAAAGGGUUCAAGGAGAUUUUCCUGGUCUCCAUUCUGCUCCUUACACUAAUGCUGGUGUUUGCAAGCUUCGGAGUUCAGCUGUUUGCCGGAAAGCUCGCCAAGUGCAACGACCCAACCAUUCUGCUGCGGGAGGACUGCCAUGGCAUCUUUCGAAUCAAUGUCAGUGUUUCCAAAAAUCUCAAUCUAAAACUGAAGCUUGGAGAGAAGAAACCUGGGUUCUGGGUACCAAGAGUCUGGGCCAAUCCUCGUAAUUUUAAUUUUGACAAUGUUGGGAAUGCUAUGCUGGCCUUGUUUGAGGUCUUGUCCCUGAAAGGCUGGGUGGAGGUCAGAGAUGUCAUCAUUCACCGCGUUGGACCAAUCCAUGGAAUUUACAUCCACGUGUUUGUGUUUUUGGGCUGUAUGAUUGGACUCACUCUGUUUGUUGGUGUUGUGAUUGCAAAUUUUAAUGAAAACAAGGGCACUGCUCUGCUUACUGUAGAUCAGAGGAGAUGGGAAGAUUUAAAAAGUCGACUGAAAAUUGCCCAGCCCCUACACUUGCCUCCUCGUCCAGAAAAUGGUGGCUUUCGUGCCAAAAUGUAUGACAUCACUCAACAUCCCUUCUUUAAACGGGGCAUUGCUGUUCUUGUGCUGGCACAGUCGGUGUUGCUCUCAGUUAAGUGGGAUGUCGAUGAUGAUCAAGUCACAUUUCCUCUGGCCACCAUGUCUGUUGUGUUCACCUUCAUAUUUGUACUGGAGGUGACCAUGAAGCUAAUAGCCAUGUCUCCUGCUGGAUACUGGCAGAGCAGAAGGAACCGCUAUGAUCUGCUGGUCACGUCACUAGGGGUCAUAUGGAUCAUCCUACAUUUAGCAUUAAUGAAUGCAUACACCUACAUGAUGGGCACUUGCGUGAUUGUCUUCAGAUUUUUUACUAUAUGUGGAAAGCAUGUUACACUGAAGAUGCUGCUGCUGACAGUGGUGGUCAGCAUGUACAAGAGCUUCUUCAUCAUUGUGGGAAUGUUCCUCCUACUCCUCUGCUAUGCAUUUGCUGGAGUUGUUCUCUUUGGCACUGUUAAAUAUGGAGAAAACAUCAACCGGCAUGCCAACUUCUCCACUGCUGGAAAGGCAAUCACUGUUCUGUUUCGUAUUGUGACAGGAGAAGACUGGAAUAAAAUCAUGCAUGACUGCAUGGUGCAGGCCCCAUUUUGUACACCUGACAAACACCGGUACUGGGAGACAGACUGUGGAAACUAUGCUGGAGCACUCAUUUACUUCUGCUCUUUCUAUGUCAUUAUAGCCUACAUCAUGCUCAACCUGCUCGUGGCUAUCAUUGUGGAGAACUUUUCCCUGUUCUACUCCACGGAGGAGGACCAGCUGCUGAGCUAUAAUGACCUGAGGCACUUCCAAAUCAUCUGGAACAUGGUGGAUGACAAACGGGAGGGCGUGAUCCCAACAUCCAGGGUGAAGUUUCUGCUGCGGCUGCUGAGGGGCCGGCUGGAGGUGGACCUGGACAAAGACAAGCUGCUGUUCAAACACAUGUGCUAUGAGAUGGAGCGGCUGCACAACGGAGGAGAUGUGACCUUUCAUGAUGUGCUGAGCAUGCUGUCCUACCGUUCUGUGGACAUUAGAAAGUCUCUCCAGCUGGAGGAGCUGUUGGCCAGAGAACAGCUGGAGUACACCAUUGAAGAAGAGGUUGCCAAGCAGACAAUACGCAUGUGGCUCAAGAAAUGCCUUAAACGUAUCCGUGCGAAGCAGCAGCAGUCCUGCAGCAUCAUACACAGUCUGAGAGAGAGCCAACAGCAGGAGCUCAGCCGCUUCCUCAACCCGCCCAGCAUCGAGACCACCGUGCCAAGUGAAGACCACAAUGCUAACAAUACAGACAACCCCUCACAGCCUGAGAUGAGUGGCCUCCAGCAGCUCCUGAGUCCCACACUGUCAGAUCGAGGAGGCUACAGGCAGGACUCCUCCGACCUGGGCAAGCCGCAGAGGAAGCUGGGACAGUGGCGCCUGCCCGCAGGACGUACCAGUGUCAAGUCCAUCGUGUGUAAGAUGAACCCGGUGAAGGACGAGGCAUCCUCGGGGUCAGAGGUGAAGAAGUGGUGGACCCGUCAGCUCACAGUGGAGAGUGACGAGAGCGGAGACGACCUCAUCGACAUUUAGGCAUAGAUCCAGAGGCUCAGACUUCAGGAUACUCAAUGUGGGGCCAUACACCAACACUACUGGGAAAGAUACUAGUA
Boleophthalmus pectinirostris (great blue-spotted mudskipper) is the source of this 5368-nucleotide messenger RNA. RefSeq names its product sodium leak channel, non-selective (gene nalcn). The record is from RefSeq and is a predicted model, not a curated record. Bases 51 to 5291 code for a protein of 1746 amino acids. The transcript is spliced from 45 exons. Gene Ontology annotation, molecular function: monoatomic cation channel activity. Gene Ontology annotation, cellular component: membrane. Lineage: Eukaryota; Metazoa; Chordata; Actinopteri; Gobiiformes; Gobiidae. Gene Ontology annotation, biological process: monoatomic ion transport; transmembrane transport.